Megalopta genalis is the source of this 2047-nucleotide messenger RNA. RefSeq lists its product as uncharacterized. Lineage: Eukaryota; Metazoa; Arthropoda; Insecta; Hymenoptera; Halictidae. The record is from RefSeq and is a predicted model, not a curated record.
UAUAUAUAUAUAUAUAUAUAUAUAUAUGUGUGUGUGUGUGUGUUCCAUAUAUUUUUUAAUUUUUUAUUGUUCGAAGAAUGUUACGAAAUUCUUUCAAACGCAUUCAACAAUUUCUCAUAAUAAUUAAUGAUACAUUCCACUUGAACUAAGUUUACGUCACUCACAGACACAUAAUUAGUAGAGAAAGGGUAGUGAAAAGUACUUAAAUGAAUUUCAGUAAUAAAUUGUAACAGAUCGUAGAUUUUAAGUAAAACUAACAAAUUUUCAUAAGAAUGCUAAAAUGUUAAAUCAUUAUUGUACUUAUAAUAAUAUGAAUAAAUUAAUUAUGAGUGACGCUAUGAGCGUGCCUUCUAAUUUUUAAUAGUAUUACAUAUGUACAAAGAAAAGAUUGCUCUCCUUCCUUCGAAUACUUUAAUAUUAAUGAUAUCUAUAUGAUUAGCACGUAUAAAAAUCGUGAAACCGCUGAUGAUAUUUUAGAAAAUUUAUUUAAAAUCUUUCCGUAUUUGGAUCUUGUAACAUUCUCUCUCUUCUAACAUUUUGAAAAGUCUACGAAUCGAUGUUGUCACGGUGGAAAUUUAAUUGUUCGUCUCGUUCUCGUUAAUUCUAACAGCACUUCUGCUUGAAAUAAUAACAUCCUGUUUAGUAACACUGUGACACACCGUGUAUCCAAGGAAGGACUUCAGUCGGUUAUUGUAUUACUUAAAUUCGAAUACGGAAUGUGCGAGCAGUUCUUUGAAUGCGAAACUCGCGCAAGGAACAAACUGAUAUUUCGCUGAUGUCAUUUAUUGUGUUACAAUUUUUUAUCUUUUUGCGGAACUUUACUAAGCAAUCGAUACCACAGUAAUAGUAGACGUUAUCAUCAGGUUCAUUGAAAUGUUAAUACUAAGUAUAAUAAGUAUAUUGUUGUUGUGGAACAACAGUUUGGCAGAAUGGAUAGACAUGCCACAGUUCUCCGAUGAAAAUAGAAUAUACAGAAUACCAUCCUCGAAACAGGAUCAUUAUUAUCAAUUUUCCCCAACAAUCACAGAAGGUCAAUCAUCGCGGAAAGAUCUGUACGAAGAAGUAGCAGCAGUUAACGGAAACGAAGGAUCUCUACUAUCGCAUCGAUUCGAAGAUUCUGAUAGUGAAACCACGACGAUUCACGAGUAUACCAAUGAAGAAAAUUCGUUUUCAACUAGUUCCGAAAAACAAGAAAAGACAACCGAUUCCUCGAUAGCGGAUAAAAACAAUUCGAACACAGAAUAUUACAAUGGAUCCUUGAUCUCGAACAACGUAGACAUACUAAAAUAUUUACCGGUAAACGUAUUGAAAACUGUUCAUCAGAUUUUAAAAUCGCAGUCCACGUCUAGCGAGGGAAAACUCUUGUUCUUGAAAAUAUUUGAACAAACGUUGAUAACUGAAAUAGAAUCACGUCUCGCUCAGACUGUAACAGGUAGCCGACACAAAAGAGGAACCGAACAUUAUGAUCUCGGUUACGACUCUCACGACAACGCCACAGGAUUUCCGUCCAUAGAAGGUGCAUUGAUGGCUAUUUCAUUCCUCACGUUUGCUGUAUAUCUUGUUCGACUAGUAAUGCUUUUAUUCAGAAAUAUGAAUAACCCUGCACCCACCCCAACCGGUGCCACGUUACUCCUCGGCAGAAGAAAAAGGAGAAGAUCUAUAAACAUACUUGACGAAGAGACGGUUAAGAUACUCAGCAGCAUGGAUAAAUUCAUCUGAAAGAAAAAAUGCAUAGUAGCUGUACUAGUAACUUAUCACCGCGAACAAAUUCUUCAUUUAUCCGAUGUAACUUUGUGGUGAAUAUUUCUUUACGUUUCUUACCCAAGUUUACAAUUUGGCUUGCACAGUUAGCGGCGUUGCGGACAAUAAUACUGUAUCACGAUAUGAACCCGGUGGUCGUUUCAACGAAAGAUUAUGCAAUUCUCCAAGAACUAACCCUAAUCGAAUUUUGUCGACAUGGUAGGUGUUUGGUUUUUCUGAUGGUACCAGAAUACUUUGCAAUAUGAGAUUGCUUAUCGAUGUGGAAAAUAAAUCAAGAGAUAAUGAA